Messenger RNA from Plasmodium berghei ANKA, 2268 nucleotides. RefSeq names its product conserved Plasmodium protein, unknown function. The transcript is spliced from 4 exons. NCBI's taxonomy places the organism in Eukaryota, Apicomplexa, Aconoidasida, Haemosporida, Plasmodiidae. The coding region runs from base 1 to 2268 and encodes 755 amino acids. The record is from RefSeq and is a predicted model, not a curated record.
AUGUAUGAAACUAAAUCGUCUUUGAGAUAUCCUUCAAAAAAAAAUUUAUCCUAUGAAAAGGAAUUAUCAUCCACAAGUUUACAAAUAAGAAAAAAUCGAAAUGAUAUAAUAAAAAAUAAAGUUUAUUGUCCUAUCGAGCUAAAAAAUGUAUAUAAAUUAUUAGAGGAUAGCGACCAAUUAUUGAAAAGCAAAAACCUCAGUUUAGAAGAGCUGAUUGAACACAACAACAAAAUAGCUGAAUUCAUAGAGUUGUGUGGAAAUUUCAAAGUUAAUACAAAUAACCAGAAUAAACCAGAACUAAAUAAAGCAUAUAAUUCUAUAGAACAAAAUAUGCAAUAUUUAAAUAAGCAUAUAGAAACAGCUAAAAAAGAUAGUAUUACUUUAAAAAAAAAAUUAAAAAAAUCGACAGACCCAUUAUUUUAUUCUACAUUAGAACAAAAAUAUAAACAAAUAUGUUUAGAUAUUGAGAAUAAAAAAAAUGAAAUAAAAUUCUUAAAAGAUAUUAUAAGAAAAAAUGAAAGAUUACUAGAUUCGAAUAAAAAAAAACCAAACAAAGUUGCACUGGAAAAAGAAUAUAAAAAUUUGUUAGGGCAACAAUCAAAUUUAUGUUCGCGAUUAAUACAACUCCAAAAUGGAAAUAAAUUAUAUGAAGAAAAUAUAUCCAAAAUAGAUAUACAACUCGAAGAAAUUAAAAAAAAAAUGAACGAAUUGAAAAUAGACAGAAUGAAAGAAAAUGAAAACCCAAUAGAAGAAUGUAUUAAUCUAUCUAAAGAUAUUUUAGAAAAAAGAAUAUUCACACUUAAUACUAAAAGAGAUGAACUUAAAAAAGAAAAAAAUAAUGUUAUAAAUAAUUUAAUGAGUAUAUUAACCAAAUUAAAAAAACAAAUAUCAAACUUAGAAAGCGAAAAAAAUAAUUUAUUAAAUGAAGAAAAAAAUAAUUUAGAUAAAUAUCAAAUUUUAAAAAGAACUAUAAAUACUAAAAUUAGUAAAACAGAAAACAAAAUAAAGGUAUUUAAAAAAAAAACAAUUUUAGAAAAAAGAGAAGAUAAAAAUGAGCCUGUGAAAUCAGAAAUAAUUCCACAAAAAGAUAAACCAUAUAAUUCUAACGAACAUAUUUCUGAAAAUGAAACAAAUUUUAUCAAAAAUUUGCUAAAUCAGGAAAGUAAUUCAUAUAACAUUAACAAAAAUCAGAUAAUAUUAACAAAAGAAUAUGAUAAGGAAAAUAAUAAAGACAAUAAUGCUAACCAAAGUUAUAGUUUUAAUAAUAACGAUGAUAAUGCUAACCAAAACUCUAGUUUUAAUAAAAAAAAUAAAUAUUUUAUUCCUGUUUUUGAAGAAGAAAUGCUCUUAAAACUUCAAGAAAAAGUAAAUGAAAAACUAGGGAAUAAUGAAAGUGAUAUAGAUAUAAAUGAAAUUGAUCCUGAACAGGAGGACUCAGAUGAUGCUCAUUCUAAUCGAGGAAAUAUUAAUGAUGUAGUCUUAAAUGAAAUAGACAAAUUAUUAACAGAAGUUGAUAAUAGUGAAAAUGUAGAUGUAGAAAAUAAGGAUCCAGAAUGCAACGCCUCUGAUUUUCUGUCUAAAAAUUCUAGUAUUAGCAAUAAAAUACAUAAUGGAUACUCUGAAAAUUUAACAAGUAAUGAAAAGAACAAUGAAGUAGCGUAUUCUUUAACUGAUUCAAAUAUUAGUGAUAUAAAUAAAAUAGAAGAUGAAGAAAUUCAUAAAAAUAUCAAAGAAUCCGAAAAAGAAGAAUCAAAUAAUAUGGAAAACGAAGGAAAUAAUAUCUACGAUGAAUUAGAUGCAAAUAUGAACAGUAUAUCUAUUAAAACUACAUCAUACAUAAACAGCGUUGAAGAUGUUAAAAAAAAUAUAUGUGCAGAAGAAUUAGAAAAAAUUAAUCAAAUAGAAGUUUCAAUUGGAGCACCAGCAGAAAAUAACGCACUCUACGAAUAUCAUCAGGAUGCUUAUGAAAAUACGAAUCGUCACGUCGAAUCUGAAGAAGUUGAGGAAAAUGAGGAAAAUGAAGAAAAUGAGAAAAAUGAGGAAAAUGAGGAAAAUGAGGAAAAUGAAGAAAAUGAGAAAAAUGAGGAAAAUGAGGAAAAUGAAGAAAAUGAGAAAAAUGAGGAAAAUGAGGAAAAUGAAGAAAAUGAAGAAAAUGAGGAAAAUGAAGAAAAUGAAGAAAAUGAAGAAAAUGAAGAAAAUGAGGAAAAUGAGGGUUUAGGGAAUAAAACUACCGAAGAAUGCGCCCAAUAUGACAAUCGUAACUUAUAA